AUGCGGUUACUAAUCCUGUUAAUUCUGGCCCUGGCGGCUGCCGGGGCCGCCCGACGAUUACCCGAACGAACGAAGCUGGUCGGAAGGAAUGUGGAGGAGGUAGCCCUCCAGCGAGCCAGACGUUCUUGCCCUUGCGCCGCGCUGACGCGCUCGCGUUGUGUGUGUCGGCCGACCGAUCCGACGAACGUCGUCUCGCCGGCACAGACGUGUACCUGUACAGCACCAACUCUGGCCGAUGAGCUCGAGUGUCCGUGCGCGGCGCAGGCGGUACGCAGCGAGCCUGUAGACGUGGUCAUCAAUCAACAGUCCGACCCGCGGAAGUGCAGUCCGGUCUGUGCUGAUGCGUGUACAGCAUCGUGCACCUCACAGAAGUCGCCGGCUCCCGACUGUCACUCAAUGUGCGUAGCGACGUGCGAGCCGUCGUGUCUUCGACGUUUGGCGAAUUGCGAGGGGCCUUAUGGAUGUAAUCGAGCAGCCCAGAUUGAGGUCACCUUCGAGCACCGCUCCUUCGCCAAGGAGAACCCAAGCCCGAUUCUGAUGCCAUAUCAGGGCAACUGCGCCCCGGAAUGCCAGCCCGGUUGCGAGCCCUCCUGCGUGAAUACGCUGGAAAUCUCGUUCCGCCCCAAGUUGACGAGCUGUGCGCCGGCUUGCCAACCGGCAUGUCUGCCGGAUUGUGUUCAUACAUAUGAUCAGGUGACGCGCGACUUCACGACGCAGCCACCUCUGAAGCAGAGUUGCCCAGUCGAAGCUUGUGGCCCAAAUUGCCACGCGAGCUGCUUGAAAACGUUCGACUUUCUGCUUUCGGUGCAGCAAUCAGCCAUUUCGACAACCACCACCACCCAGGCCCCGCCAACCAGCCAGCUGUACUGCACCUCGAUGUGUCAGCCAAGCUGUGAGGCGACGUGCAUCGUCAAUUCCUUCGGGCUUCAAUUCCCGACAACUCAAGGAGCUCAGCCCACUGGAACUACGCUGGGCGACCGGAUGGUGACGUUCAGCUUGUCGAUACCGACCACUACACGCCCGUGCCCUUCGAACUGCCGGCCCGGAUGCCUGUCGAGUUGCAUUGAUGGUAUCAUCCUGCACGUGACCAUCCCCGUCCCGAGGUGUAUCCCGGAAUGUAGGCCCAGCUGCUCGAGCCAAUGCAUUAGUCAGGCCGUCGUCUCCAACCCCGAGCAACGGACUUGUGCCUCGGCUUGCAUGCCGGGUUGUGACCCGCUGUGCGUCGACAUCCAGAUUACGUCUCUACUUCCGGUCCGACCACAAUGCGCCCCGAUCUGUCAGCCGGCUUGCCAGGCGGAUUGUGUACAAAGGAAUCCAAUGAAUGUGAUCUCGAUCCCCACCCGUCAGCAGGGCUGUGCGAAGAAUUGCCAGCCGGCCUGUCUGGACAGCUGCACGCGCGACUAUCAGUUUGAGAUAACCGUUCCGCAGGCCGAUGAGCGCUGCAUGCUGCCAUGUGAGCAGGGCUGCGCGACGAACUGUGUCCAGCGUGGGGUGGCAACCCAAAAUGACUGCAUGCGCAGUUGCUCGGGCUUCUGCAACACGCAGUGCACGGACAGUCGCACGUGCCCGCAGUGCCAGAAUCAGGAGCUAAAGAUCGAAAUCACACUCGACGAGCCGAUGGCCGAAAACGCCAGUUGUGAAAACGAAUGUGCGCAGGAGUGUGUGCGACAAUGCCGUAGCCAGCGCGGAACCGAAGCGCAAUGCGCGCCCAUUUGCGCCAAGACGUGCAAGGAUCGAUGCCCGUUAGAGGUACGCCCCUGUCGCCAAAAGCGCUCCGGGGUCUGCAAAUGCGCCAAGGGGUUCUCGAGCUGCGGCGAGAAGCAGUGCUGCCGGAAGAGGAGACGA
Messenger RNA from Mesorhabditis spiculigera, 1845 nucleotides. The record is from the annotation of a GenBank genome assembly. NCBI's taxonomy places the organism in Eukaryota, Metazoa, Nematoda, Chromadorea, Rhabditida, Rhabditidae.